This is a messenger RNA of Clonostachys rhizophaga, 1683 nucleotides long. Lineage: Eukaryota; Fungi; Ascomycota; Sordariomycetes; Hypocreales; Bionectriaceae. The record is from the annotation of a GenBank genome assembly.
AUGAGGGAUGAGCUCCAUACCCGGCCUCGCACGGCAGGCCGAAUGGCCGAGGCGGCCCCGCACUUGGGAAACUUCUCUGAUGAGUCACUUGAUACCAGUAGUGAGGACGACGAUGAUGACGACGACGACGAGUCUGAUGAGGAUGAGAGUAGCGACGUCUCGGAUCCCUCAGACAAAGAAUCCGAGGCUGAUGACGAAGCUUCGCUGAGAAGGGGCAAGAAAGCACGGGAAUAUCUGUCGGGGACGUCUGAGGAUGAUGAUGACGAUGAUGAUUAUGAUUAUGAAGUUGAUGAAGUUGAUGAUGAAGAAGACGAGGUACCUGUUCCGAAAAAGGCCAGGAAGUCAGUCGAGGAUCACUCGACCCCUAGAGCGAUUGAGCCCUCCUCCCCCAGACGUCGUAGGAAUGCCUCGUCUCCUCCCAGAGUCCCGUCGUCGCGAGCGUCGACCGCUGCGGCGGCGGAGCUCAUGUCGGAGAUUUCACCAAAGAAAUCUGCUAAGAAACGUGAUGCCGCUCGUCAAGAGGCCCGCCACGAGGCCCGCCAUGAUGCCCGUCAUGAGACUCACAGGAAGGCCAAAAUGGCAAAGUCGAGCCGGGGAAGUCUGCAGUCCUCCAACCGCCAGUCUAGCGUCAUGCUUUCCAGUACUAGCCAGCCAAUGACCCCAGAUAGCAGAAGGGAAAGGCCACGUAAAAGGGAGAAACACAGAGAGGAGAAGCCUGUCAAGAAAUCCUCUGCGUCGCGUGAGCCGCGAGAUCACCAUGAGCACGACAAGCCGGUAAGACGCCAGCGGCGAAGAACCAACGAAGAGGAUGACUACCGCCACCACGGCCAUGAUGAGGACGCCAUGCCACAAAGAUUCAUGGACAUGACACUUCAUGAAGAACCAUCUGAUAUGGAAGACGACGAUGACGAGGCUGUGGGGCCAGGGAUGGAAGUUGGACUCGGCAUCUCUCCUACUAGCCGGCACAGGAAAGAGCAGCACAAGAAGCGCAGCAAAGGGAAAUACAGAAGUCAACAGUCGACUUCCAUGCAGCCGCCGCCACCGCCUGCUCCAGAGCCGCCAAGGAGAAAGUCGGUUGAUGUGUUUGAUCAAGAGCCCGCAACAUUCCAGCGAGCCGACACUUUCCCAUCUCCCCAAUCAAAGUCAUAUGAAUCAAAGUCAUACGAAAGAGGGCCCUAUGUCACAGAGGUCCCUAGGGCCCGAGGCUCCAGAGGGGGCUCUAUGGAGAGACGCCUUGCUGAUCGGUUCUCUGAGAACCGGCAAGGCAUGCCUCCCCGACCAGACAUCCCACUCGCACCGACCGUGCCCAUGUCUCCGAUGAUGCCUGGGGCCCCUCCUCACUCACAGAUGCCAGGGGCACCGUUCGGUGCCCCUCACAUGGGGAUGCCGAUGAGAGGUCCUGGUAAUGUGCCACCGCCCAUGAUGAUGCCUCACAUGGCACCUCAGGCGCCAUACAGCACUGCUGCUUAUGGCCACUCAUACGGAGCCGUUCCAGCGUCGUCAAGAGAGCACAUGCAUACCUAUGAACCGGAGCACAGGCACCGGCACGAGUACGAUGAUGUCCCCAGAUCAUCAUCCCAGAUGGCAGGGCUCGACGGAACCGGGGCCGGAAUGGACCGUGUUGAUGAGUGGCGGCGCUUCGUUGAGACAGGAGGAGGGCAGGAUGAGCUUCGCACAUGCUGA